CCCACCGGGGCCGGGCUGGCUUAAGGCUCGCAGGCAGGGGCCGCGGGCGGGGGGGGCCGCCGUUAAGGCCGGGAAGCCCAUCGGGCCAGGGCGGGAGCAGACGUGGGCCCCGGCGGCCCCGGGCCCGGAGCGUGGGAGGGCCCUGCCAGGGCUGCCCACGGGGGGUGGAGCUGGGCGGGAGCCUCCUUCUUUGGAGCGCCGAGUGCCCUGUGCGUUCCGAGCAGUUUCUUUCAGGGGCUCGGAAACCGGGACGGGAUGAGGAGCCGAAGUAAUUCUGGCGUCCGGCUGGACGGGUACGCUAGGCUGGUGCAUCAGACCAUCCUGUGUCAUCAGAACCCAGUGACCGGUUUGCUUCCAGCCAGCUUUGAGCAGAAAGAUGCCUGGGUCCGGGAUAAUGUGUACAGCAUCUUGGCUGUGUGGGGCCUGGGCCUGGCCUACCGCAAGAAUGCAGACCUGGAUGAGGAUAAGGCAAAGGCCUAUGAGUUGGAGCAGAGUGUAGUGAAGCUAAUGAGGGGAUUGCUGUACUGCAUGAUCAGACAGGUGGAUAAAGUAGAAUCCUUCAAGUAUAGUCAGAGUACCAAGGAUAGCCUUCAUGCCAAGUAUAACACCAAAACUUGUGCCACAGUAGUGGGUGAUGACCAGUGGGGACACUUGCAGUUGGAUGCUACUUCCUUAUACCUGCUCUUCCUAGCGCAAAUGACUGCCUCAGGACUUCAUAUCAUCCACAGCUUAGAUGAAGUCAAUUUCAUACAGAACCUUGUGUUUUAUAUUGAAGCCGCAUAUAAAACUGCUGACUUUGGGAUAUGGGAACGUGGAGACAAGACGAAUCAAGGUAUUUCAGAACUGAAUGCCAGUUCAGUUGGCAUGGCAAAGGCUGCCCUGGAAGCAUUAGAUGAACUUGACCUGUUUGGAGUGAAGGGUGGGCCCCAGUCAGUUAUCCACGUCCUGGCUGAUGAAGUUCAACACUGUCAGUCUAUUCUUAAUUCUAUACUCCCCCGGGCUUCAACAUCUAAAGAGGUUGAUGCAAGUCUACUUUCAGUUAUUUCUUACCCAGCCUUUGCUGUAGAGGACAACCAGUUGGUGGAACUCACCAAACAGGAGAUUAUCACCAAGCUUCAGGGUCGUUAUGGUUGCUGUCGUUUUCUCCGAGAUGGAUAUAAAACUCCUAAAGAGGAUCCAAAUCGUUUAUACUAUGAACCAGCUGAACUGAAGCUAUUUGAAAAUAUUGAGUGUGAAUGGCCAUUGUUCUGGACAUACUUUAUCCUUGAUGGGAUCUUCAGUGGCAAUACUGAACAGGUUCAGGAGUAUAGAGAGGCUCUUGAAGCAGUGCUCAUCAAGGGCAAAAAUGGAGUGCUUCUUCUGCCAGAGCUGUAUAGCGUUCCUUUUGACAAGGUUGAUGAAGAAUAUCAAAAUCCUCAUACUGUGGACCGAGUGCCCAUGGGCAAAUUGCCUCAUAUGUGGGGCCAGUCUCUGUAUAUCUUAGGAAACUUGAUAGCAGAGGGAUUUUUAGCUCCUGGCGAAAUUGAUCCCCUGAAUCGUAGGUUCUCUACUGUACCAAAACCGGAUGUUGUGGUUCAAGUCUCUAUUCUAGCAGAGACAGAAGAAAUAAAGUCAAUUUUGAAAGACAAGGGAAUCGAUGUGGAAACCAUUGCUGAAGUGUAUCCCAUCAGAGUACAGCCAGCUCGUAUUCUCAGUCACAUUUACUCCUGCCUAGGAUGCAACAGUAGAAUGAAACUCAGUGGUCGACCAUAUAGACACAUGGGAGUCCUUGGAACUUCAAAACUCUACGACAUUCGGAAAACGAUCUUUACCUUCACUCCACAGUUUAUAGACCAGCAACAGUUCUACCUGGCUCUGGACAAUAAGAUGAUAGUGGAAAUGCUUAGAACUGACCUCUCCUACCUUUGUAGCCGCUGGAGGAUGACAGGCCAGCCUACCAUUACCUUUCCCAUCUCACACACCAUGCUUGAUGAUGAUGGAGUUAACUUGAAUUCAAGUAUCCUGGCAGCACUCCGAAAAAUGAAAGAUGGCUACUUUGGUGGUGCAAGGAUUCAAAUAGGUAAGCUGUCAGAGUUUUUGACAACAUCUUGCUGUGCACAUUUGAGUUUUAUGGACCCUGGACCUGAGAGUAAGCUUUACGGUGGAGAUGAUGAAUACAGCUAUAGCGAGCUAGAGCCUGAUGACUGGAUGAACAGCUGUGAUCCCACCAGUAACGCACGCUGUAGUGAUGAAGUUGCUCGGUAUAUAGAUCAGAUUUUAGCACACACGGCUCCCUAUCCUAAACAAGCCCCUGCUUUACGGAAGGAAAAGCUAGAUCGGUUCCGAAUUGCUGACCAACCGACGUGUGACUUAAUGUCCUUGGUAACUGAGAGCCAGAAGCUGCAUGUACAGAAUGUUAACAAGUAUGUUCCUACAAAGAUAUUUCAAUAUUCAUGGCCUUCAUUCAACUUGCUUGAUACUCCUGACUCCUCAUCAGAGAACCAGGUUCCCUCUAUUCAUGUAGAGCAACACCUUCCUAGGGAACAGUCUGGGGAGGUGGACUUCAGAGCACUGGUUGUACAGCUGAAGGAGACGUCGAGCCUGCAGGAGCAAGCUGAUAUCCUUUACAUGUUAUAUACAAUGAAAGGACCUGACUGGGACACUGGGUUUUAUGAUGAAGAAAGUGUGACAGUCAAAGAGCUACUAACUGAACUGUAUGGUAAAGUGGGGGAGAUUCGUCACUGGGGUCUGAUCCGAUACAUCUCUGGAAUCUUAAGGAAGAAGGUGGAAGCACUCGAUGAGGCAUGCACAGACCUUCUCUCCCACCAGAAACAUCUGACAGUGGGACUGCCUCCAGAACCUCGAGAAAAGACCAUCUCUGCACCUCUGCCCUAUGAAAUGCUUACGCAACUGAUAGAUGAAGCCAGUGAAGGGGACAUGAGCAUUUCGAUUCUUACACAGGAAAUAAUGGUGUAUCUAGCCAUGUAUAUGCGGACUCAGCCUGGCCUCUUUGCUGAAAUGUUUCGACUUCGAAUUGGUCUGAUCAUACAAGUUAUGGCAACAGAAUUGGCCCACUCCCUUCGAUGCUCGGCUGAGGAAGCCACAGAGGGUCUGAUGAAUCUAAGUCCAUCAGCCAUGAAGGAUCUCUUACAUCAUAUUCUCAGUGGCAAAGAGUUUGGAGUGGAACGGAGUGUUCGUCCCUCUGAUUCCACUAUCAGUCCUGCUAUUUCUAUCCAUGAGGUUGGUGCUGUUGGGGCAACCAAAACAGAACGAACUGGGAUCAUGCAGUUAAAAAGUGAGAUGAAGCAGGUGGAUUUCCGUAGACUGUCUGUCUCAACUGAGAGUCAGUCACCUGGAACCUCUGUGACUCCAAAUAGUGGGUCCUUUCUUAGUGUAUAUGGUCAAUUCUCAUCUAAAGAUACUUCUAAAGAUACUCGUCAAGGUCAGUGGCAGCGCCGAAGACGGCUGGAUGGAGCUCUGAACAGAGUCCCAAUUGGAUUUUAUCAAAAAGUGUGGCAAAUUUUGCAGAAGUGCCACGGACUUUCUGUGGAAGGUUUUGUUCUUCCUUCUUCAACCACUAGAGAGAUGACACCAGGAGAGAUUAAAUUCUCUGUUCAGGUGGAAUCUGUCCUGAAUCGUGUACCUCAGCCAGAGUACCGGCAACUUCUAGUUGAAGCCAUCCUUGUCCUUACCAUGUUGGCAGACAUUGAAAUUCAUAGCAUUGGAAGCAUCAUUGCUGUGGAAAAGAUAGUGCAUAUUGCCAACGACUUGUUCCUUCAAGAACAGAAAACCCUCGGCGCAGAUGAUAUCAUGUUGGCAAAGGAUCCUGCAUCUGGCAUCUGUACUCUUCUGUAUGACAGUGCACCCAGUGGCAGGUUUGGCACCAUGACCUACCUCUCCAAGGCAGCUGCCACCUACGUGCAGGAAUUCCUGCCCCAAAGUUUAUGUGCCAUGCAAUGAGGCCUUUGAGCCCUGGCUGCUGGGGGGCUUUUGAAAGCUGGUCCCUGCCUUAGUUGGUUGUACAACUUAAAUGUGACUACCUGAUCACUCCCACCCUGCCCCCUUUUCCCCAUCCCCCUACACACUGUACUGGUAAACUAGUUGCUUUAGAAGAAGUGAACCCUCGCCUGGAAACUGAUGCUCACACAGGUGUUUCAGUACGGGCCUGCAUUUUUUUCAUGGUUCAUAGAAGUUUGCAUGCAUUUUCACUCUCUCCAUCUCAAACUGUACUAUAAAGCAGUAGCAAUUAAAACAGCAUAGUAUUGGGCUAGAAGCAAACCUUCUAAACUAAGCUACCAGCUUAGUUUUCUAACUCCUGUCUCGGGAGAAGGUACUAAUGAUAACUUACUCUAAAAGUUUGGUUUUUCUUAUAUUGGCUACAUUGUAUGUUUAAGGGUGUGAGGGCUGGGACAUUAUCUCAAGUGAGGAAACUCAAAAUUAUUGGAUUUUUAUGCUGCUAUAAAUUGGAAGUUGUAUUCUAAGUGCCUUAUCAUUGGAAAUGAAAGUGCUCAUGGGUCCCUUUUAUACUCACAUGUGGCCUCAUACUGAGUAGUAGCCUCGCAACUGUGUAGAAUUACUGUCAUCACACAUAUUCUCAUUUUUUGGCAUAUUUCUUACUCUCCCUCUGAUUAUUGAUGAAGCAUCAAUAAAAGCACAUACGAUGUGUAUAUUUAAGGAUUUCUGUAUUAACACUGGAAAUAAUACUUUAUGAAGAUUGUUCGGUUUUCAGAUAUAUUUGCAAUAGAAAAUGUAUAAUAACCCAGAGAAAUGGAACAUGGAAUUUAGUCAUUUUCAGAGAGAAAGAUAGACAAAAAAGGAGAUCUCUGGUUAGUGUCUUGUCUUUUAUCUAAGAGAGCAGUGAGGGAAUCAAAAAAUGGAGAGCUGUAUCCCAAUUUGUACUUCUGAAGAGUGGUGCAACAUACACACACACACACACACACACACUACAUAGAAUCAACUUUCUAUUUUUGGCAAAGAGCAGUCCAGCUAUUGAAUCUAUAGCUGUUCCACUAACCACUCUUUCUUUAUCCUUAUCUGAAUCUGUCUCAAUUCCCUACUCAAUUCAGUAUGCAAUCCCCCUUCCCAAAUUCCCUGUCCUCCCAUUUGUUCAUAAAUGCUUUCACUUAUAUUUCCACUUCCUAAUUCUAGUACUCAUAUCCAUGUGUACCUUGGAACCUGUAUAAAUAACUGCAUUUUUGUAUGUCUCUAAGAACACAUGAAAAUUUUUCUGAAAGUAAGUUAUUUUUAUGUGUCUGUAUAUCUAUAUGUAUCUGUAUUUGAUGCUCUGGGUUGGCAUGUAAAUGCAAAUGUGUGUGAGCGGGAGAUGUACCUGUAUCCUUAAGUUGACACACAAAUAUUAGUGGAAGAAUCCUGAAGUCCUUUUCAUUUGUCCCGUGUGUAGAUUGUUUUUCCUCUCUGUUUAAGUCAGUUUAGGAAGCUAUAAUAAAAAUACUAUACUCUCUGUUCCUUAAACAACAGCAAUUUAUUUCUCAUGAUUCUGGGGUCUGUGAAAUCUAGGAUUGAGGUACCACCAGAUUCUGGGUGGUUGGGUGAGGGCUGUGUUCCCAGUUUGCAAGCAGCUGCCUUCCUGCUGUAUCCUGCUAUAUCUCCACAAGAGAGAGCACUUAGGUCUUUCUCUCUUCUUAUGCAUAUGAAUUCCAUGGGGGGGGUGCUUUACCUUUAUGACUUUAUAUAAUCCUAAUUACCUUCCAAAGGUCCCACUUCUGAAUGCCAUGAUAUCAGGGGAUUAAGAAUUCAACAUUAGAAACUUUGGCCACACAAACACUCAAUUCAUAGCAAUUUCCUUCACCUGGUUUUUCUGUAAACUUAGCAAAUUUCACUGUUUUCACUCAGUUAACUCCUACUACAGUCCUCUCAGUUCUCUCCAGUUUGGGGCGGUUAUAGAUGAUUUCUCAAAAAAAUGGGGAUGGGUGAUUCUUUAAAUAAAUCUUAAUUAGUCAAUGACUAUCUUAUAAAUCCCCUUGAGUAAGUAAGCACUGGAUGUAGGGUAAUAGAAAAUAGAUAAUGAACACAAAGAGAAGAUGAUCAACCUUUUCAGUAACUCCCUUGAACCAAAUGGAAACACACAGUAAGUAGCUUACUGAUUAUGUGAGUUUUACUAAAACUGUCUUUUCACUGGAGUAUGCACAAGUAUGCAAGUAUAUACAACUUUGAGGAAAAUAUCUUGAGUUACUUGAGGAAAAAUCACCACUCUCUCCCACAUUAGUUUUCUUGAACUGACACUGGUGAUUCUGUUUCUCUGGGUUUUAGCAAAAUAUCUGUCACUGUGUUCCCCUUACAGUACUGUUUUAAAGUGCCUUUUGAGAAAACUCAAUUCAUAUUUUGUGAUUUUUAGAUAUUAAAAGAUGUGUUGGAUAAAAGCGGCAAUGCGUUGGAAACAAUAAAGAAUUAGAAUUUCUAAUUAAAUCAUGUGUGGUGCCAAUUUGUAAAAUUUUAUGUGUGUUUUUUACUGUCAUUUAUUUUAUGACUAUAUCUACCACAUUUAAUUAUACAGUAGAGUCAGUGUUCAUUAAUUAGGUCAA
Molecule: messenger RNA, 6521 nt
Organism: Sorex araneus (European shrew)
Lineage: Eukaryota; Metazoa; Chordata; Mammalia; Eulipotyphla; Soricidae
Gene: PHKA1
Product: phosphorylase kinase regulatory subunit alpha 1
Exons: 32
Coding region: 256-3939 (1227 amino acids)
Biological process (GO): glycogen metabolic process
Cellular component (GO): phosphorylase kinase complex
Molecular function (GO): calmodulin binding
Source: RefSeq, a predicted model, not a curated record